Arachis stenosperma is the source of this 1860-nucleotide messenger RNA. RefSeq lists its product as uncharacterized. Gene Ontology annotation, molecular function: zinc ion binding. Bases 1 to 1860 code for a protein of 619 amino acids. The transcript has 4 exons. The record is from RefSeq and is a predicted model, not a curated record. NCBI's taxonomy places the organism in Eukaryota, Viridiplantae, Streptophyta, Magnoliopsida, Fabales, Fabaceae.
AUGGAUCCAGAUGUGACAGAGGUGGCAGAUGCACUCGCAAACAAUAUGCCGUUUGGGGAGCCUUCAUUCAUGCGAGUUCUGGACUUGGAAGCCAUGCAUGUUCCGGAGUUUCCGGAAUAUAUGACUGCAGAAGUUCCUAUUGUCGCAGAUGGUGAAUUUGCUGUUGGGAUGGAGUUUAGUUCCCGGGAAGCUGUUAUUAAGGCAAUAAAAGAGUAUACCAUACGACGAAGCGUAGACUACCGGGUGUAUGAGUCUGAGCCUUUGACAUUUUAUGCCAAGUGUACACAGUAUGGAUCAGGAGCCACCAUUUCACAGGAUCAUUCGAAGCUGGACUCCAUCACAAUUGCAGAAGCAAUAAAGCCAUUGGUUGAGGCUGACCCCUCCUUAAAGGUAAAAUCGGUUAUAGCAGAAGUGCAAUCGAAGUUCAACUAUACUGUUAGUUAUCGGAAAGCAUGGUUGGCUAAGCAAAGGGCAGUAGAAAAAAUAUUUGGAGGUUGGGAGGCAUCGUACGAAGCGUUGCCUAUAUGGUUUGAGGCCAUGUGUCAUAAGGAGCCAUCAGCUGUUGUCCAUUUUGAGACUAUGCCUGCAUACCAAGGCGAUGACUUAGUUGGUCAUAUUCGGGUACUGCAUAGAGUAUUUUGGAGUUAUUACCCCUGUAUCAGGGCAUUUAGACAUUGUAAGCCAGUUGUCCAGGUGGACGGGACUCACUUGUACGAAAAGUAUAAGGGUUGUCUCCUAGUCGCAGUUUCACAGGAUGGCAACAACAAUAUUGUCCCAAUUGCGUUUGCUAUUGUCGAGGGAGAGACUUCUGAUGCAUGGCACUUUUUCCUUAGUAACUUGCGUCAACAUGUUGUCACUCGGGAUGGUGUGGGACUAAUAUCCGACCGACACGAAUCCAUCAAUGCAGCUGUGGAACGGAGUAACGGAGCCUGGUCACCUCCUAGAGCUUUUCAUAUGUUCUGCAUCAGGCAUAUAGAGUCGAAUUUUCUGUGGAAAUUCAAGGCACCGUACCUCCAAAAAUUGGUCGUCAACAUAGGAUAUUCCAGGACGGUGCGGGAGUAUGAAGUGCGUUACCAGCGAUUACGGGAACGGGGGGAAGCGUAUACCAACUGGUUAAACCGAAUUCCUCGCGAACAGUACACAUUGGCAUUUGAUGGUGGAUACCGAUGGGGUCACAUGACAACGAAUCUAGUGGAAUGCAUCAAUUUAGUGUUGAAGGGUGCACGCAAUCUUCCUAUUACUGCUCUUGUCAAGGCAACAUUCUACAGGCUAAACGAGCUUUUCACCAGAAAAAUAGCAGAGGCAGAAGCGCGGAUUAAUGCUGGCCAUGUGUUCUCCGAAGUCGUGACCUCGAAGUUGCAUGCAAACCAACUUGCAUCAGGAAACAUACAGGUCAGUUGCUUUGACCGGCAGAAUGAGGUCUUCGAGGUGCGUGAGAUGCCAAACGGACUGGAGUUUGCAGUCGAUCUACGCGGCCUUCGAUGUGACUGUGGUGAGUUCCAGGUGGACCGGAUCCCCUGCAGACAUGUGUUCGCAUGUUGCGCAAACCAGCGACUGGAUUGGAAACUAUAUGUGCAUGAUGUGUAUAAGAUGAACCAAGUUCGGCGGGUGUACCGAGCAAGAUUUAGGCCACUAGGUAACCCGACGACAUGGCCUGCGUACAACGGUCCUCGCUACGUACCGAAUCCGUAUCUGAGACGUGUCUCGAAAGGGCGCCCCAGGAUGACGCGCUUCUUGAAUGAGAUGGACACGCGAAUGUUAUGUCGUCCUAGGCGAUGUACGCUAUGUGGAGCUGAGGGACACAGUCGUAGUAGAUGCCGUCAGUCAGCUGGUAGAACUGCCGACGGAGAUGCUCAGUAG